Mus musculus (house mouse) is the source of this 3305-nucleotide messenger RNA. It is a transcript of the gene Fsip1, whose product is annotated as fibrous sheath-interacting protein 1. The record is from RefSeq and is a predicted model, not a curated record. NCBI's taxonomy places the organism in Eukaryota, Metazoa, Chordata, Mammalia, Rodentia, Muridae. The transcript is spliced from 12 exons. The coding region runs from base 336 to 2204 and encodes 622 amino acids.
GCUUCUAGUUGCCAGGGCAACAGCGUUCUUUGAGACAGCGGUCUCCUGCUGCCUCUUUCAUCUUCACAGAGGAGGCGGUGGCGGGAAAAACCGGUCCCCUUCGAAGGGAAGUGGAGAGAGUCAGUGUCUAGGCGUCCAGCUUUCUUCCCCACCGAGAAGUUGAGGGGCCGCACGCACCACGGGCAGAGAUGGCCAAAUACACAGAUAGCCUGUCAGUUACAUUUCCUGUGAACCGUGGUUUAUUUAAUUUGCGAUGUUUCUGAGGAAGCCUAAUAGCAGCCGAGCAGCCUUUGAAACAGAUGGAAAGGUUUCCGGAGUCUUAGCUGAUCCACAUCAUGGCUCGGUCCCCGUGCUUGGCCUUUUUUGAGAUGUAUUAUAUUGGCUCUGCCACAUCCCUCCAGCUCCCCACUCCUCUCAAGCUGCAGAUGCCAAUGGAUAUUAUAAAGGGGAACCUAGACGGAAUUUCAAAACCAGCCUCAAGUUCAAGAUCACGUCCUGGGAGCCGAAGUUCAAAUGGUUCUCUGGAGGUGCUCACACCAGAACCAGGGUCUGUCAAGAUUGACAUGGUAAACAAGUUGAAUUCUGGCCAAGAGGGCCACACAUCAAACAGUGGUGUGGAAGAAAGAAGGAAUAGUAAUGAUGCUAAGUGGGCAGACGACUCCAAGACAAAACCAGCCAAGGAGAGCUCAGAUGAAGACCCGGACAUGCCUCAACCUCAGGCGACCCCUGAGCAUUCAGAUGAUCCCAAAUUAGAAGAGACGAAUGCUGUACUUCAAAAUGCUAUUCGUAAGAUGCACAGACUCGACAAGCUAUUGGCCAAAAAACAAUGUAGAGAAAAGGAAGUUAAAAAGCAAGGUCUAGAAAUGAGAGUUAAGCUGUGGGAAGAGCUCAAGUCUGCAAAAAACACUGAAGACUUAGAAAAUGACGAGGAGUUGGGAAACACAAAAAAGUUUUUGUGCUUGACUUCAGAAUCUGCAGGGAAAGCAGCUGAGGCAUUGCAUUGUGAGUUUGAAGACGCCCUUUUCUCAGUGUUUCAUACUCAGAUUCCUCCAGAAACUUACGAAAAUCUCAUGGAGAAAGAUUUUACCUGUGAUGUGGAGAAAAAUGAACCAUUGAUCAUAACAGAAAAGCAACCAUUUUCAAAUACAGAAGCGAUUGAGCCUAGGAGUGAAGACAGCCAGGGUUUCAUUAGGCAGAACGCUGAACACAGCCAGGAUUUUAUUAAGCGAAACAUUGAGUUGGCCAAGCAUUCGAGAAGCCCAGUGGUCAUGGUUGAAGGAGAGAAGAAAAGACUGGAUGAGCUCCUGCAAGGCCUGGAUGAUGCAGACUCAGGACUCUCCAGUGCCGAGGGCGAUCAGUGCGGUUGGCUGGUUCCAGGAGAAGGCUAUACCCUUGCAGCCACUGAGUCUCAGCAGCUUGCUGAGAUUGACAUAAAGCUUCAGGAACUCUCUGUUGACUCUCCCACCAUCUUCAGCCUUGAAAGUCAGAGCCAUAAGGGUGAUAUGGAAUGUGAUGCCAAUGAAGAAAGAAAUACGGAACCAACUCCCGGAGAGAAGAUACUCCGGGACCGCAAAGAGCAAAGGGACCGGGAGUCUCGGCUGAGAGCCAUCGAUGGCAAGCUGAAAGAGCUCAGUGAACAGCUAAACUCCCCAACACGUCUUUCUGAGGAACAGCUGAAGUGUCUUCUGGAUGAGUGUGUCUCCAAACAGAAAUGCAUUGCUCUUGGUCUUUCUUCUGAAAGAGAAAACAAAGAUACUGAUACAGCACUUGGGUCCCCACAGCUUUGCCCAUCCACCCUCUGUGACUUACCAGAAGAGGCCGGAGCCAAGGUCCAGGAAACCCAGCUAGACGAUGCAAACAGGCUUGAGAGUGAGGGAUGUGCAUAUCCCGCAGACUCCUAUCUUACCAAAGCCUUGACUGGACACUACAAACCCGAGGCUCUGCUCCUCGAAGUAGAGACCAUGAAACACCUCCAGUUCUCCAAGGAGGAGGCUUUUAAUGAUGCAGUAGACUAUUUUAUGUCAAAGACCAUUGGCAUUGGGAGACUGAAAAAGCCCCCUUUCUUGGAUGAUCCCCUGGAUGACGUCAGCGUGAACUCCUCCUCAGAUGACCAAGAGUUGAAAACCAGCCUUGCAGAGAAAUCAGUAGUAGGUGAGGCUGGAGAGCAUGUGCUUUGUGAAUAUUUCUUAGACAUUUCAACCUGAGGAUACUGGAGUAAAAGGAGAGGCAGAUGCAGUACUGUACUGUAAACCUCAGAUGCUGUCCCUUCGAGCUUGCAAACAUAGGAGCAUACUUACGAUGUAAGGAGAGGUUCAUACUCACAUGAAAUGCAUUGUCCUUCAUGAUAAUUCGGUCAUUCAGAAAAUGGUGUUGGUUGUAGAGAAAAAGACAAAGUAUUUUGAAUGAUGAGAAGUAAUUUAAAAAGAUUUCAACCUCCAAACUUUAGUGAUACAAUUUUGUUUCUGGGAAUGAGUUUGCAAAAUACCUGUAAAUAUACCUGCAAAUACAUGUAUAUACUAUAAAAUACAUGUAAAAUGCCUGCCCAGACCACACCUGUACUCUCAGAUAUGAUUCUAUAGUUUAGUCUCAUAUUUUACGGUAGUACAAUGACACAGGAGGAUUUUUUUAGCAUAAACAAAUAUUCAAUUACUUAUCUGUGUCUGAAGUAGAUGUCAUAAUUUGUGAACAUAUUUUAACAGCUUAAACUUUAAUCUCUAAUGUAGUGUACUCUAAAACCUAUUAUCUAUUAAUCAUCUGUCUAUCAUCUAUCUGUCUAGUAUCUAUCUAUCUAUCUAUCUAUCUAUCUAUCUAUCUAUCUAUCUAUCUAUCCAUCAUCAUGAUCAUCUGUCUAUAUUCUCUCUGAGGUUUGUGAUAGGUUGACUUUGAGCUAACACCUGGUCUCAUGUCUCUAACUGCCUGCUAGGCAACUUGACAACCUCACACUCAGUUUUCCAUCUCUCCCUCUCAACUCACAUUUCUCUCCUGACUUCCAUUUCUUUAACCUCUUAGUCCUUAUUGAGUUGUCUUUUCUCUUGCUCGGGCCCUCCCCAGGUUCUGCACUCUCAAGCCCCAAACACUUUGAUCCCUCCUCCAGUGUCUCUCCGGCCCAGCCUUCUUUCCACCCCUCCCACUGUUGACAGAGUAAGCAUUUGAUGACCACACGUCUCAUGACAGUUGGAGGCUGGACAUUACCUGUUGAAUGAGCUGGCACUUCUUUUUUUUUUCUUAAAUUACGUAUUUUCUUCAAUUACAUUUCCAAUGCUAUCCCAAAAGUCCCCCCUCCCCUUCCUCCCCUACCCACCCAU